Molecule: messenger RNA, 2034 nt
Organism: Beta vulgaris subsp. vulgaris (sugar beet)
Lineage: Eukaryota; Viridiplantae; Streptophyta; Magnoliopsida; Caryophyllales; Amaranthaceae
Product: cytochrome P450 97B2, chloroplastic
Exons: 14
Coding region: 80-1804 (574 amino acids)
Cellular component (GO): chloroplast
Molecular function (GO): heme binding; oxidoreductase activity, acting on paired donors, with incorporation or reduction of molecular oxygen; iron ion binding
Source: RefSeq, a predicted model, not a curated record
UCUUAUUGAGCACCAUAUUUUUUUGUUGGGUUGGUUUUAUCUUUCUUUUUUGGCGGGUGGAGUUGCUCUUGCUCAUGUCAUGGCUUCCACACCCACCAGUACCUCAGUGUUACAAUUUCAUGUCUGUAAUGGUGAUUUCUCUUCCAAGUUCCAAUCUUUUCUCUCUCCUAUCACUUCUUCGCCUACUUCUAGACUAAAACGACGCCGUUUCAUAUGCCAGUCAACUAAUACUGAGAAACCAAAGUCAAGGAACUUAUUGGAUAAUGCAAGCAACUUAUUGACAAAUUUUUUAAGUGGCGGAAACCUUGGGUCUAUGCCAACAGCUGAAGGAGCAGUCUCAGAUUUGUUUGGUCGGCCUCUCUUUUUGUCUCUAUAUGAUUGGUUCUUAGAGCAUGGAUCUGUAUAUAAACUUGCUUUUGGACCAAAGGCAUUUGUUGUUGUGUCAGAUCCUAUAGUGGCAAGGUAUAUUCUUCGAGAGAAUGCAUUUUCUUACGAUAAGGGAGUUCUUGCUGAAAUUCUUGAACCAAUAAUGGGUAAAGGACUCAUACCUGCUGAUCUUGACACUUGGAAACAAAGAAGAAGAGUCAUUGCUCCUGGGUUCCAUGCCUUGUACUUGGAAGCCAUGGUUAGAGUUUUCACUGAUUGUGCUGAGAGAACAACGUUGAAAUUCGAGAAGCUGCUUGAAGAUGUACAUGGGCAGGAUGGCAUUGAAUUGGAUCUUGAAUCAGAAUUCUCAAGUUUGGCACUUGAUAUAAUUGGACUUGGUGUGUUCAACUAUGACUUUGGUUCAAUUACAAAAGAAUCUCCAGUUAUAAAGGCAGUCUAUGGGACUCUUUUUGAAGCAGAACAUAGAUCUACUUUCUACAUUCCUUACUGGAAGUUUCCUCUUGCAAGUUGGAUUGUACCAAGGCAGCGGAAGUUCCAGAAGGACCUAAAGUUCAUCAAUGAUUGUCUUGACGGACUCAUAAAAAAUGCCAAAGAGACAAGACAGGAGGCAGAUGUUGAGAAAUUGCAGCAAAGGGAUUAUUCAAAUCUUAAGGAUGCCAGUCUUUUGCGCUUUUUGGUUGACAUGCGAGGCGCUGAUGUUGAUGAUCGCCAGCUGAGGGAUGACCUGAUGACGAUGCUAAUUGCCGGUCAUGAAACUACAGCUGCCGUUCUUACUUGGGCCAUUUUCCUUCUUUCUCAGAAUCCUUCCAAAAUGAAGAAGGCUCAAGCCGAAAUUGAUGAAGUGUCAGGGAAGGGAAAAAUAACCUUCGAUUCCGUGAAAAAAUUGGAGUACAUUAGGCUAAUUGUUGUGGAGGCUCUUCGGUUGUACCCUCAGCCACCAUUGCUCAUCAGACGAACUCUUAAACCAGAUUCAUUGCCAGGAGGUUACAAAGGUCAGAAAGAUGGAUACCAAAUCCCCACAGGAACUGAUAUCUUUAUUUCUGUAUAUAAUCUACACAGAUCUCCGUAUCUUUGGGAUAAACCUCAUGAAUUUGAACCCGAAAGAUUCUUGGUCGAGAGGAAAAGUGAAGAUAUAGAAGGAUGGAAUGGCUUUGAUCCAUCUCGAAGUCCUGGAGCUCUAUAUCCUAAUGAAAUAAUUUCAGAUUUCGCUUUCUUGCCUUUUGGUGGCGGACCGAGAAAAUGUGUGGGAGACCAGUUUGCUCUAAUGGAAUCAACGAUUGCUUUGGCGAUGUUGCUUCAGAAGUUUGAUGUUACACUAAAGGGCUCACCAGAUUCAGUGGAACUUGUAACAGGGGCAACAAUUCACACGAAGAAUGGACUUUGGUGUAAACUGAGGAAGAGAGCUAAUGUACAAUAAAUGCAUCCCCUUGAUCGUGUAAAAACAUUGUAUAUCUAUAUUCUUAACAUCAACAAAGUAAAAAAAAAAAUGGGGGUGAUUGAGGCGAGGAAUAAAUUUCUGAGUUUUGUUAAGAAAAGAGAUGAGUCAAUCAUGUAGAUUUUUAAGAAAAAUAACUUCAAGCUUGAUGUGUCAAGUGAGGAAAGAUUCAUCGACUAAUUUUAAUCAAACCUUGAAAAACUUGAUGCCGA